AUGUUCCAGAUCCCAGAGUUUGAGCAGAGUGACCGGGAAGACUCUAGCCCUGCAGAUAGGGGCCUGGGCCCCAGCACCGAAGGGGACCGGCCCUCGGGCCCCAGCAGCCGCCACAGCACAGCCCCAGGCCCCCUGGGGGAUGCCAUUCAUAAACAGACACAGCCGACCAGCAGCAGCAGCCACCAUGGAGGCGCUGGGGCCGUGGAAACCCGGAGCCGCCAUAGUUCAUACCCGGCGGAGUCUGACGAGGAAGAAGGUACGGAGGAGCCCAGCCCCUUUCGGGGCCGUUCGCUCUCGGCGCCCCCCAACCUCUGGGCUGCACAGCGAUAUGGCCGCGAGCUCCGCAGGAUGAGCGACGAGUUCGAGGGCUCUUUCAAGAAGGGACUUCCUCGACCGAAGAGCGCGGGCACAGCGACGCAGAUGCAACCAAGCCCCAGCUGGACACGCCUUAUCCAGUCCUGGUGGGAUCGGAACUUGGGGAGAGGUGGCUCCGCCCCCUCCCAAUGA
Orycteropus afer afer is the source of this 507-nucleotide messenger RNA. The record is from RefSeq and is a predicted model, not a curated record. NCBI's taxonomy places the organism in Eukaryota, Metazoa, Chordata, Mammalia, Tubulidentata, Orycteropodidae.